Lichtheimia ornata is the source of this 1140-nucleotide messenger RNA. RefSeq lists its product as uncharacterized. Gene Ontology annotation, molecular function: DNA-binding transcription factor activity, RNA polymerase II-specific; RNA polymerase II cis-regulatory region sequence-specific DNA binding. The transcript has a single exon. Lineage: Eukaryota; Fungi; Mucoromycota; Mucoromycetes; Mucorales; Lichtheimiaceae. Gene Ontology annotation, biological process: positive regulation of ribosomal protein gene transcription by RNA polymerase II. The record is from RefSeq and is a predicted model, not a curated record. Bases 1 to 1140 code for a protein of 379 amino acids.
AUGCCCAGAGACACGGAUAUCCCACCCCAAUAUCGACGCGUACGCAUCUCCACCAUCGACGACGAUGAGCUUUUGAACAAGUUGGUAGAGCUGGAGAGGACAACGAAGGAAGAAAUGGCGGCCAUGAGGGACGAGAUCCGAUCACUUAAAGAUUUGAUCCACAAGCUUGUCGACGAUCAGGGUGUGGUAGUUUCGUCAAGGACGACAACAAAGAAAAGACGGCUGAUUCAGAUAUCUGAAGCGGAUGAUGAGGAUUCAGGAGGAGACGUGAUGAUGCCGCAUAUGCCUGUAAUGCAAAACGACACGAUACCAUCACAAUCAUCACUUGACGAUAAUGAAAACGAAGAAGCUGGCGAUGAAAAGGAACAGGCUGACGAUGACAACAAUAAUGACAACGAUGGUGGUGACGAAGUUGACAAUGACGGCAAAGAAGUAGUCGAGGAUGGUGUUGACCAAGAGAUGGAAGUCCCACAAGAAUAUCAACCACCCAACUCAUACGGGGAGGAAUUGUUUGACGAGUCCGAAGAGAUCAGCAAUGAAAAAUCAUCAUCAUAUCCUGGUAUUUCAUCUUCAGAUUUACCAUCGGAUUUCUUUAAAUCACCUUUGCCACAACAAUCAGCUCAACCACAGCAAUCACAACAACCAGAGCCACAGCAACCAGAGCCACAACAACCACAGCAAUCACAGCAGCCAAAACCACAAGAACCAGAGCCACAAGAACCAGAGCCACAGCAAUCAAAACCACAAGAACCAGAACAGGCACAACCACUCCAACAAUAUCAUAUGAAUCCUGAACUUACCACUGUGAAUGAAGUAUGGGUCGAAUGGAAAGUUGGCGACAACUGUAUUGAAAAGCUCAUCGAACGAUAUGGUGAUGAAUGGCGCUACGCUGAAGAUAGCCCGAUAUUCAUGAAAAGAAAAAUCUUGGUGGAGGAGAUAGAAUACAUUGUGAAAAAAUGCGACAGUGAUGAUGACUACGAUACCAAGUGCCGGAAAGCGAUAGAGGCAUUGGAGACACGACGCAAGGAACGAGGGUCUUUAAAUCGACUAUGCUUUUUGAUAAAGGCCUUCCAAAAUAGCGCCCUGCAAGCUGUACGUUUCGAUGGCAUUGGGGAACGUGAAGCUUACGUCUCUAUAUAA